AUGUACCAUGAAAACUCUGCAGUUCCAAAAGGAUGUAGAAAAUAUCUUUUUGACACCAGUGAUUUUGAUAAAAUUCAACCCCAAGCCGUUGAACAGAGUGAUAUUCUUUCUGUAUCUAGAGAGGAUCUAAUGCAGCUUGUGAAGUCUCUUCAUGAUGUCUAUGCGGAACUCGACAGAGUGAACUUAUUUUGCCGUGAAAAGGCAAUGCGGGGCGUUGCUGUCUCUGCGUUAUCACCAAACACGGCAGUAAACAUGAGAAGACGUUAUUUCUUCAAAUGGCGUAAAUGGUUAGACCAGCGGCAUUGGCAACAUCAGGGCGAAUGUGUACAAGGAGAACUAGAACGGUGUGUGUGGUGCCAACCGCUAUCGAGUGCAGUUCAACUCAUACAAAGAAGAUUGGGAUUAGAGUUGGCACUGCGGCAGCAACAGGAUGUUAUUCUUAUAGACCAGAAGGAGAGAAUUCAUUAUGAACAUCUGGCCGUCAGCAAUAUUGCGAAACAUUGUAGAGAUGCCGAAGGGCGUCUAAACAUUGCGGUGGGAAUGAUUAGAACUAUACUUGCCAAAGGACAACCACAACCACAACUAUCAUCAUUAUUAUUAUUAUCAUCACCACAAGAAGAAGAAGAAGAGGAACAGUCUGUACAAGUAUUGAGAGUGUUACCCAGUUGUGAAGAGAAGUCUCAGGAGAAAAUGAAUUCCAUGGUGAUGAUACCUCCGCAAAACUUUUAUGAAAGAGAGUCUAUGUUCAACAGUCGCGUACUUAUGGAGAGAGAACUGCGCUGCGGUACUCGAUUGUUUGGUAAUUUUAGUAAACAGCAGCAACAAGAAGAAGAAACAUCGAAACAGUGGAUUCCUCUCACCACUAAUACGGGAUUUAGUGGAAUGAACUUGCCUUUCCUUAAUUCAUUGGCACAAAAGAGAGUCCUGCCAAAUAAUACCUUAUCGUAG
This is a messenger RNA of Trypanosoma theileri, 948 nucleotides long. RefSeq lists its product as uncharacterized. Bases 1 to 948 code for a protein of 315 amino acids. The record is from RefSeq and is a predicted model, not a curated record. The transcript has a single exon. Lineage: Eukaryota; Euglenozoa; Kinetoplastea; Trypanosomatida; Trypanosomatidae.